GAACAGUGUUUGAAAGUGCCGUAAAGCGGGCAGCGCAGCCAAGUUUACGUCGUGCGCGAACAGAGUUGCCACCUUUCUUUCUAGUUUCGUCUCUUUGAGCAGCAACAACAGCAAAAUGGUCCAACGUCUGACGCUCCGGAGACGCCUGUCCUACAACACACGCUCCAACAAGCGGCGCAUUGUUCGCACGCCCGGUGGACGUCUGGUUUACCAGUAUGUGAAGAAGAACCCCACCGUGCCCCGUUGCGGCCAGUGCAAGGAGAAGUUGAAGGGUAUCACCCCAUCCCGCCCCAGCGAGCGCCCCCGGAUGUCCAAGCGCUUGAAGACCGUGUCCAGGACCUACGGUGGAGUGCUGUGCCACAGUUGCCUGCGCGAGCGCAUCGUGCGCGCCUUCCUCAUCGAGGAGCAGAAGAUCGUUAAGGCCCUGAAGAGCCAGCGCGAGGCGCUCGUCAAGCCGGUGAAGGCCCCCAAGGCCAAGCCCGAGCCCAAGAAGAAGCCCGCCGCUGGUGCCAAGGGUACCAAGGCCGGUGCCGGCAAGGUCACCAAGGGUGGUGCUGGCGCCAAGGGAGCCGCUGGCAAGAAGCCCGGCCAGAAGCCAGCCGCCGGCAAGCCCAGGAAGUGAAAAGCCAACUAGCUACGAGUUCGGUGUACUGCUAAAUAACUUUUAAAAUAAAUUGUUUUUUCCAACUGGA
Molecule: messenger RNA, 692 nt
Organism: Drosophila erecta
Lineage: Eukaryota; Metazoa; Arthropoda; Insecta; Diptera; Drosophilidae
Gene: RpL34b
Product: 60S ribosomal protein L34
Exons: 3
Coding region: 116-622 (168 amino acids)
Biological process (GO): translation
Cellular component (GO): ribosome
Molecular function (GO): structural constituent of ribosome
Source: RefSeq, a predicted model, not a curated record